This is a messenger RNA of Trichomycterus rosablanca, 2355 nucleotides long. Its product is annotated as protocadherin alpha-8-like. Gene Ontology annotation, cellular component: plasma membrane. NCBI's taxonomy places the organism in Eukaryota, Metazoa, Chordata, Actinopteri, Siluriformes, Trichomycteridae. Gene Ontology annotation, biological process: homophilic cell-cell adhesion. The coding region runs from base 1 to 2355 and encodes 784 amino acids. Gene Ontology annotation, molecular function: calcium ion binding. The record is from RefSeq and is a predicted model, not a curated record. The transcript has a single exon.
AUGUGUUUGCGUGCUGGUGUUAAUGGGCAGAUUAUGUACUCUGUGUCCGAGGAAGUAAAUAUCGGGACAGUCGUCGGAAAUUUAGUGAAGGAUAUGAAUCUAAACGUAGAGGAUUUGGAUGCUCGAGCGUUUCAGAUUGUUUCUGGGUUUAAAAGCAGGUAUUUUGACGUGAAUUACAAAAGUGGCGUGUUGUAUGUGCGGGAACGGAUAGAUCGUGAAGCGAUCUGCCCUAAUGCUGCGUCGUGUUCCUUAAAUUUUGAAGCUGUAGUAAAUCAUCCACUGAGUCUGCACCGAGUAAUUGUUCAAAUUAUAGACGUUAAUGAUAAUUCUCCCGUUUUCCCAGUGAAACUUCAGGUUCUGAACAUAUCCGAGUCAGUACAGCCAGGAGCUCGAUUUUCGUUGCUUACUGCAUUUGAUGCUGAUGUUGGCUCUUUGUCAGUAAAAAGCUACAAAAUGAGUCAAAGUGAACACUUUUCGUUGGAUGUAAACAGUGCAGGAGACCAUGGCAUGUCUGCUGAACUUAUGCUUCGGAAAGCUUUAGACAGAGAAAAAGAGCCGACAGUAAAACUCGUUUUGACCGCUUUUGAUGGAGGGAAACCACCCAGGUCUGGAUCACUGGAUGUUAUAGUCAAUGUUUUAGAUAUAAACGACAACUCCCCAGUGUUUAGCAGUAAUCUUUUUAAAGUACGUGUGACGGAGAAUGCACCACCAGAGACUAAAAUAAUUAAAAUAAAUGCCACAGACGCAGAUGAAGGUAAAAACUCUGAAAUUACGUAUCUUUUUAGUAGUCACGGUCCUGAAAAAAUUUCAGACACAUUUUCAAUAAAUUCAGACACUGGAGAAAUAUUAGUAAAGGGUAUUAUUGAUUUUGACGAUAAAGCAUUUUAUGAAAUUAGAGUGGAAGCUCGUGAUAAAGGUUCACCCCCAAUGACAUCUAACUGUAAGCUCCUUAUUGAAGUCAUAGAUAUUAAUGAUAAUGCCCCAGAAAUAAGCACAACACAGCUGUUGACAGUUGUUAGGGAAGAUGCAAAAAGUGGCACUGCUGUAGCUCUUGUUACAGUUUCAGACAAGGAUGGAGGAAAAAAUGGUAGGGUAAACUGUAAGUUGCUAGGAGAACUGCCUUUCAAACUCGAGUCAAACUACAAAAAUUACUUCUCAAUUGUUCUUGAUGGUCAGAUUGACCGUGAAAACAUUUAUCAAUACUAUAUAACCAUUAUAGCAAUAGAUGAGGGUUCUCCCUCCCUUUCUAGCACCAGUGUAGUUCAUGUUCAGGUUUCAGAUGUAAAUGACAAUGCUCCAAGUUUUGAUAUGAAAAAUAUACACGUGUACAUUAAAGAAAACAUAACUCCUGGAACACUUUUGCAUUCAUUGUCAGCAGUUGAUCAAGAUUCUGAAGAAAAUGCUCGGGUUUCUUACUCCAUUUUAGAGAACAAAUCAUCAGUGUUAUCUUCAUUAAGUGUUAACUCUUUGACUGGCCAAUUGUAUAAUCUCCAAUCUUUUAAUUAUGAGGAAACAAAAGUUUUUAGCUUUCAGGUUGAAGCUGUUGACUCUGGUGUUCCUUCCUUAAGUAGCACAGCUACUGUUAAUGUUUUUAUUAUAGAUGAAAAUGACAACAGUCCCACUAUUUUACUUCCUUAUUCUGAACAUGGAUCUAUACACACUGAGAACAUUCCCUAUUCUGCAGAAGCGGGGUCUUUUGUGGCCAAAAUCAGAGCUGUAGAUUCGGAUUCAGGUUAUAAUGCCCUCCUAUCCUACCAUUUAACUGAACCAAAGGGAACCAAUCUUUUCCGAAUCGGAACCAGUACUGGAGAAAUAAGAACCAAGAGACAAAUGAGCGACAAUGACUUAAAAACUCACCCACUAAUAAUUACUGUCUCUGAUCAUGGAGAACCGUCACUCUCAACAACUAUGAGUAUUGAUGUUGUGGUUGUGGAAAAUAUGGACAACAUGCAACCUUCUCUAAGAAAAGUACCAAUGAAGGAGGAAAGUUUUUCAGACUUGAAUCUGUAUUUGCUCAUUGCUAUUGUCUCAGUAUCAGUGAUAUUCCUAUUGAGCCUCAUUGGUUUAAUAGUAGCUAAAUGCUAUGAGACAAAUGGUGUUUUUGGAAAGUCCGGUGUUCCAGUGGUCACUACACACCCUGACGGGAGCUGGUCUUACUCUAAAUCCACUCAGCAGUAUGAUGUGUGCUUUAGCUCAGACACACUGAAGAGUGAUGUAGUAGUUUUUCCGUCACCGUUUCCACCUGUAGGCGCAGAACUGAUCAGCAUUAAUGGAGGAGACACUUUUAACAGAACACAAACUCUUCCAAACACUGGAAAGGUAAGAGCAGUGGAGUUUAUUUAUUUAGCUAAUUAG